UUCAGCUGCUUUUGAAGCGAACAUUUCUACCAGUUCGUACUUGAGGAGUAUAGCGCGCAGAGCUGCACACAGACACACACAGCGCGAAGCUCAUGGUGCAAGACGCAGACACGGAUCUGCGAUAACCUCGCAUCUUCCAUUACACAGCCUUUCUUCCUCGCUAUUCGGAUUACAUUUCACGAUUUUCAACCUUUUCUGAAAGGAGAGAUUGCCUUUUUUUUAUUUUCUUUCUUAAUGAAUCUGAUGAAAGAAUUGCCGUUUAAUACCCCGCGCAUUGGGACAUGAUCACAUCGCCUUCAGUGUCUGCCCUGAAAAAUAGUCGUAUUUCUUUAGCCUGGGAGAGCGGUCUCUUACGGAAUAGUAGCUCUUCGGGUAUUAAGAAGCCCUUUCUCCACUCCGUACCAGCGGCUGAUCCAUCACGGCAAGCUAGGCGACUUCCCAUCAAGGUUUUGAAAAUGCUUACCGCCCGGUCUGGACACAUUCUGCACCCAGAGUAUCUGCAGCCUUUGCCUUCCACUCCGGUUAGCCCCAUUGAGCUGGAUGCCAAGAAAAGCCCGUUGGCGCUGCUGGCGCAGACCUGCUCUCAGAUCGGCAAACCGGACCCUCCGCCCUCGUCCAAACUAUCCUCGGUGACAUCGAAUGGAUCUAGUGACAAGGAAUCUAAAUCUGGGCCUUUGAAACUGAGUGACAUCGGUGUGGAUGACAAAUCUAGCUUCAAACCGUACUCCAAACCCUCUGAUAAGAAGGACUCAAACGGCUCCGGCGGAGACAAGUCUGGUUUCCGAGUGCCGAGCGCCACCUGCCAGCCGUUCACGCCAAGGACAGGCAGCCCCAACUCGAGCACGUCCGCGUCUCCCAUGCCGUCAGAGGGAAAGUGUGGAGACCGGGAUGACAAAAAGGACUCAGACUGUAACAAUAAAAACGACUCGACAGACGGCCGAGGAUCCACGGGCCACAGCCGGAUAAGCGUGAGCUGUGGUGGAAUUAACGUGGAGGUGAACCAGCACCAGGACAGCUGCGCGGCCGGCUCCAAGACCUCUUGCUCGGACUCAUCUUCUGUAACUUCCGUGUCCUCCGCAUCGGUUCUCGGCUCGGGACUCGUGGCACCGGUUUCUCCGUACAAGCCGGGACAGACUGUUUUCCCGUUGCCCCCAGCCGGUAUGUCUUACCACGGGAGUUUGGCGGGCGCGUACGCCGGUUAUCCGCAGCACUUCCUCCCGCACGGUGGGAGUCUGGUGAACGCGCAGCUCAGCUCACUGGGCUGCAGUAAGGCUGGAUCUAGCCCCAUGGCCGGGGCCUCUCCCCCGUCAAUCAUGUCUGCGAGCCUGUGCAGAGACCCUUACUGCCUCAGCUACCAUUGUGCCAGUCACCUCGCGGGCGCAGCGAGUGCGUCCUGCACGCACGAAUCUGCAGCAGCCGCAGCGGCAGCGAACGUCCUGAAGUCCGGCUACCCGCUGAUGUAUCCAACGCACCCCCUGCACGGGGUCCACUCCUCGGCGCCCUCGUUCAGUGGACAUCCACUGUACCCGUACGGGUUCAUGCUGCCCAACGACCCUCUCCCCCACGUCUGUAACUGGGUGUCGGCCAACGGGCCCUGUGACAAGCGGUUCCCCAGCUCAGAGGAGCUCCUGAACCACCUGAGGACACACACGGCUUUCACGGGAGCCGAGAAGUUGAUGUCUGGCUACCCCAGCUCUUCGUCUUUGGCCAGUGCCGCCGCGGCGGCGAUGGCUUGCCAUAUGCACAUGCCCCAGUCGGGAGGGCCUGGGAGCCCGGGGACGCUGUCCCUCCGGAGCCCACAUCACACGUUGGGACUCAGUGGUCGUUACCACCCGUACUCCAAAAGCCCUCUGCCCCAGCCGGGGGGCCCUGUCCCCGUGCCGGCAGCCACUGGCCCCUACUACUCUCCCUAUGCACUGUACGGCCAGAGACUGACAACAGCAUCAGCGCUUGGAUACCAGUGAGAGACACACAGAGAGAGAGAAAGAGAAGAGACUUUAAAAAGAGUUUAUAGUUCUAAAAAAAAAAUGCAAAUAAAGACGUUUAUGACAGCGUUCCACACAAGGACGGGAUCCGUGGACUCAACUGUAUUUAUUUAUGUCGGCUUAAAAGCAGACAGUAAUAGCUGCAAAUGGAACAUAUUUGAGCAACUGAAAAAAGUGCAUUAUGUUUAAAUUGAACUCUAUAGAUAAUGUGAAAACACAUGUUAGAGUACUAAUAAAGUAGGGUUCAUCAUUUCAAUGUUAAUUUGCAAUUGCUAUGAUUGUAUUGUUCUUAUUUAAUGCCUCAUGAGAGGAAAAUAAUUGACAUGCAUGUUUGUUUCUUAAAUUCCAAACUGUCCACUUAAUUUUAAAUUGCCAUUAUUUUUCAGGUGUAUACCAUGGAGAGAGAAAUGGUAUUUUUUUGUAUGUAUUCUGGAAAAAAAAUAAGAAACAACUAUGUUCCAUAUGUCCGCUUGCCUCAUUUUUGAUUUCAAGUAGCCUAAGCCUCGAACUUUGGGUUUAAUUUAAAUAUAACUUAUUCACCUUCACCUAAAAAAUUGUCAAUCAGUUACAUCGAAGCAAUGUCCUUGACGUUAACUUCAAGUGUGCAAACUCAGAAGUCACAACAUUUACCUAAGAGCACAAAUAUUAGCAAGUUAUAUAUUACAUUAGGCCUAUUAGAAUUAUUAAUAUGAAUUAUAUUAGUAAUAUUUUUAAUUUACCUUAACUACAUUUUUGAGAGAGGAAGUUUAAAGUGUGUCUGUGUGUGUGUGCCUGUGUAUGUGUGUGUCUGUGUGUUUGAAUAAACUUUUUUACUCGACUAGGCUAAAAAGGUAAAUUGGUCUACAUUAUUUACUCAAAUGUGUUAAACGAGGUUAUCUUAAACAUGAAGACGGCAGCAAAAUAAAAUGCAAUCAAGGAUCGGGAAUGAUUAACUUCAAACAUGUAGUUUGUUUUCCCUCACAAUAAAUAUAAAAUUAUAAAAUAAUACAUGUCCACUUAUCAUAUUGGAUUUCCAAAAUAAGUUGCCAAAGUGUUAUUGUAAAUGGUGAUGAAAUUAUACCAAACUCAUUAGGAAUAAUACGACCCAAGCAUUUAGCAUCUACUAAUAAUGAUGUAGGCCUGUGCCCUCGAAUCUAAAGUGCCUUUCGGCCUACCAGGCUAUAACUCUUUAUACAACUCCUUCAUCCGACAGUGGUCACGACACGGUAUCAAGUAAAAUAGGCCUUUAGCUCACUUUAUCUGGUUAAAAUAAAGCCUUUUAUUUAGAAAAACAUUGGAUUAUUAUUACAUAAAGACCAGGGAAAACGUAGCAUAAAUUAUUUAUGAAACAAAAGCGGUCGUAAAACCUUUUGUACAACCUACCUUUGAAACUUUCCAAAUUACGAAACUCAAAUGGUAAAUAAGUGAUUUGUCACUACGAAAUAAUCACACAUCCAUGUUAAGACUAGAGGAAGAGGUCCACGGUAUCCAUGUUAAGAGCUUAUGAAGGAAGAGGCCCGCGGCCUCCAUGUUAAGGGCUUAUGGAGGAAGAGGUCCACGGCCUCCAUGUUAGGAGCAUAGAGGAAGAAGUCCACGGCCUCCAUGUUAAGGGUUUAUGGAGGAAG
Molecule: messenger RNA, 3589 nt
Organism: Gadus chalcogrammus (walleye pollock)
Lineage: Eukaryota; Metazoa; Chordata; Actinopteri; Gadiformes; Gadidae
Gene: znf503
Product: zinc finger protein 503
Exons: 2
Coding region: 282-1964 (560 amino acids)
Biological process (GO): negative regulation of DNA-templated transcription
Cellular component (GO): nucleus
Source: RefSeq, a predicted model, not a curated record